AUGGCGGUGAUCACAAGAAGCGGUAGAGAUGAUGAAGUGAAUACCUCCAAGCAAAAGGAAGUAGUGAGUGAUGAGGUUGACGUACAAGAUGAUGAUAUUCCUACAGUUGAUGAUCAAAUGCUAGAUAGACUUGUUGGACGUGCCUUCUACUUCUUUUUGGAUGGGUACUCAGGUUACAAUCAGAUUUUGAUUACUCUGGAAGAUCAGGAGAAAACCACUUUCAUAUGUCUGUAUGGCACCUUUGUAUUUUCUAGGAUGCUAUUUGGUUUGUGUAAUGCACCGGCUACCUUUCAGUGGUGUAUGGUAGCUAUAUUUAUCGACAUGGUGGAUGACUUCUUGGAAGUGUUCAUGGAUGGUUUCAGUGUUGUGGGUAACUCUUUUGAAGAAUGCUUGGGUAAUCUUGGCAAAGUGUUGGCCUGA
This is a messenger RNA of Nicotiana tabacum (common tobacco), 420 nucleotides long. The record is from RefSeq and is a predicted model, not a curated record. NCBI's taxonomy places the organism in Eukaryota, Viridiplantae, Streptophyta, Magnoliopsida, Solanales, Solanaceae.